Messenger RNA from Giardia duodenalis, 1005 nucleotides. RefSeq lists its product as uncharacterized. The record is from RefSeq and is a predicted model, not a curated record. The transcript has a single exon. Lineage: Eukaryota; Fornicata; Diplomonadida; Hexamitidae. The coding region runs from base 1 to 1005 and encodes 334 amino acids.
AUGUUCUUCGAUAUUCUCUUUGUAAAUACAAGCACAGGGAUACUUCAGUAUCACCACCGAGUCAACACGUUCUUUACUGAUUCCCCAAUGAAGCCCCAUAGUCUGUGCAUGAUUCUCAGGUCUAUAACCCAAGCAUCCAUGGAAGUCUUUAAGCAAGCUCUUCUGUACAUGGAGCUCAGCUCUGCCGCCAUAUCGAUUUAUGAUGCCCAGCCAAUUACCUGCAUUGUUAUUCAUGAAAUCUUCGACAGAGAUUGCUACGGCUCCAUACUCUCUGAGGCGUUUGUCAGUCUCUAUAAGAACGUAAUACAGAAUUCGUUUACGCGGACGCAGCAUAUGAACCCCCCGAUAGCCCAAUCGCAUGUCACUUCAAAAUUAUUAGAAUAUAUGCAGUUAGCCCUCUCGAUUGUCCUGGACAGAAUUUGCUGCAUGAAGUAUACUGCGUCGUGCUAUGUUAUGAUUCUUGACCACCCUUAUUCUCCCGUCUUUCCGCCUGGAAUGAUCAUGGGGAGGACUAAGCACCUUCCUCCCAGGCCAAACUUCGCUGAACUGAACUCGAAAGCAAUAGAAACCAAUAUCAGCAACCUCAUUGAUCAAAUUAACGAAGCGCUAGAGGUCAUCUUUGCCUCGUCGGACGGUGGAUCCGUAGCAGAUAACCCUAACAAUAAGCUCAGCUCCCGUCUUUCUACCUUCGAAUUAUGCUACGACAUGUCCUUCCGGAUUCGCGUCACUAACGUUUUCCCCGGUGCAUACGUUGUGCUCAUGCAGAAUAAGCGAACGCGGCAAUACAGUUCUCUGCACCAGGACAAUGCAACAAUGUCUAUCAUGACUCAGGAAUCUGCGCUAGAGCUAUCUGCGCAGGCAUCAACCCUCACUGCAACCCCCUUUCACGGGAAGUCCGGCACCGCUAAGUUCGAGAAAAACAAGUUCAUGGUGAGCCAGUUGACGCAUGCUAUCGCCCGCAUCUUUGACAGCGCACAUCAGAUACGGCAACGGAAUAGCACCUAG